AUGACUAUACAUAUCAGUCAGCAGGACGAGGCAUCCGAGAUGCUGUUCGCUUGGAUGAAACGGCGUGGGUUGGAGGGCUCGGCCGGAGCGUGUUCUGUCAGCGUCGUGAAGAAGGGUCACCCUGGCGAUGUCUCCAGAAACUGCGGCAAGAAGGCUCUCGAAUAUAAACCCUGGCGGACAUCUUUUACGUUUUGGUACAACGGUUCCAUGAUAUCGUACAAGACCCAAUACGUCGACAAGGGAGGCGAUCGCGGGACCGAGGAACAGACAACGCUCAGCUGCCUGGGCUGGUCCAACAAGACCCUCAAGCAAUUGAUGCAGGAGUGUCGCAGCGAGUAUCUCGAGAGAAUCAGGGGCAAGACAUCAAUAUUUGAAAAUUCAAGUUCAAGCUGGAGGAAGCUCAAGGAUAAGGACGCACGCCCGUUGUCAACCGUCAUCCUCGACCAUGAGCGGAAGCAGCAAUUUCUCGGCGACAUGCAAGGUUUUCUAAGCGAGGAGACACGUCUUUGGUAUACUCAACGUGCACUCCCAUACCGCCGUGGGUAUCUUCUCUACGGACCGCCCGGCACCGGCAAAUCCAGUCUCAGCUUCGCUAUAGCAGGCGAGCUUGACCUGGACGUCUAUGUGAUCAACGUCCCAGACAUUAGCAACAGCACUCUCAAGAACCUGUUUGAAAGUCUACCCGAUACAUGCAUCGUGCUUCUAGAAGACAUUGACGCCGUUGGUGUGUCGAGAACCUCGGAUCCUGAGAACAUUGAGGAUGGGGCGCCGGCAAGAGUUUCCCGCAGAAGUCGGGGCACAGUGACACUGUCAGGACUCUUGAACACUUUGGACGGCGUUACAUCCCAAGACGGCCGGAUCGUUGUCAUGACCACGAAUCACCGCGAGAACUUGGACGAGGCGCUGAUCCGCCCCGGUCGCGUCGACAUGCAGAUGGAGCUACCUGUUGCCGACUGCAAGGUCAUUGCUGGCCCUUUCAAAUUUCUUCUUGGUCCAGCCAGUCGGGAUAGUGGAGUUGAAGACGGCGGCGUGAUAAGCAAAGAACAGGAUGAAUUGGGAGCAAAAGCUGUCAAAUUUGCAUCAAUGGUUCCACCAGCAACAUUCAGCCAGGCGGAGAUUAUCUCCUUCCUUUUAAUGCACAAGAAUGACACGGAUGCUGCUCUGGCUCAAUGUGAAGAGUGGGUAGAGCGAAGAAAAGAAGAGAAGAGAGUUGCGACCGAGAGGAAGGAGCUAAAGGGGAAACUACUACAGUCUUAG
Clonostachys rhizophaga is the source of this 1257-nucleotide messenger RNA. The record is from the annotation of a GenBank genome assembly. NCBI's taxonomy places the organism in Eukaryota, Fungi, Ascomycota, Sordariomycetes, Hypocreales, Bionectriaceae.